Sesamum indicum (sesame) is the source of this 3037-nucleotide messenger RNA. Its product is annotated as serine/threonine-protein kinase-like protein ACR4. The record is from RefSeq and is a predicted model, not a curated record. Gene Ontology annotation, molecular function: protein kinase activity; ATP binding. Gene Ontology annotation, biological process: protein phosphorylation. Lineage: Eukaryota; Viridiplantae; Streptophyta; Magnoliopsida; Lamiales; Pedaliaceae.
AGCUCGAGUGGACCCGCACAGGGAAGCAUUUAAUGCGAGCAGCGGUAAGUAAAUGCACUUCAGUUUUUGAAAACUAACACUGACCGUUGGAUUCACAAUGCACAACCUUGGCCGUCCGAUAAAUAUUAAAUGCUUCCCACCAGCUUACUUUCCCUCUCUUCUUCCUCCUCCUCCUCCCUCUCUUUCACACACAACACACUGAAACGCUACAGCCACCUUCUCCGCCACCGUUCGGCUAUACCCAACUCUGAAUUACUCGCUGAAACAUACCUCAUUGAUUCUUGGGAAGAGAUGAAGCAGCGUUACUCGUGGAAUACGGCUCUGUUUUUACUUGAUCCAAGUAUAAAACUUGUCUUUUUGUUGUUUUUUUCGUAUUUGAGUUGCAAAGUUUCGAGCUUGGGAUCAAUGUCGUCCAUCGCCAUUUCCUACGGUGACAAGGGUUCCGUUUUCUGUGGUUUAAAAUCGGAUGGGUCACAUUUGGCUAAUUGCUAUGGUUCGAAUCCUGCUAUUGUUCAUGCAACCCCAAAUCAUUCACCUUUUCUUGGUUUAACCGCUGGUAGUGGCUUUGUUUGUGGACUUCUCAUGGAUUCAAACAGACCCUUUUGCUGGGGAAGUACAGGGUUCAUCCCAAUGGGUUUGCCUCUCCAAAUGGUUAGGAAUUCAGAGUACUUGGAGAUCAGUGCAGGAGAUAAUCAUUUGUGUGGAUUGAGAAAACCCUUGAUGGGGAAGUUGAGAAACACAUCUUUAGUUGACUGUUGGGGUUAUAACAUGACAAAAAGUUACAGUUUUGAUGGGCAGAUCCAAUCUAUAUCUGCCGGUUCUGUGUUUAGUUGUGGUUUGUUUGCUCAGAAUAGGAGCGUUUUCUGCUGGGGAGAUGAGACUGCAAGUAAUGUUAUUGAAUUGAUUCCUAAGGAGCUUAGGUUCAGGAAGAUUGCUGCCGGGGGGUAUCAUGUUUGUGGGAUUUUGGAAGGGGUUUAUUCUAGAGUUACUUGUUGGGGAAGGAGUUUGGAUCUUGAAGAAGAAAUUUCAGUUGGCUCUCUUGUGUACACUGCGCAGCUUAAUAUGGAUUUGGCCCCUCAGGAUCCCAUGCUUUCUAUUGUGGGGGGGAAGUUUCAUGCCUGUGGGAUUAGAAGUUAUGACAGAAGAGUGAUUUGUUGGGGUUAUAGUGUCGAAAACAGCACGCCGCCACCUAAUGGUGUUAAGCUUUAUGAGAUUGCUGCAGGGGAUUACUUCACUUGUGGAGUUUUAGCUGAGACAUCUCUGUUGCCGGUUUGUUGGGGUGUCGGUUUCCCUUCAGCGCUGCCUUUGGCUGUUUCGCCUGGACUAUGCAAGUCGACACCGUGUUUACACAAUUUCUAUGAGUUUAACAAUGCAAGUGCACCUUGCAGUUCUCCUGGCUCUCAUAUUUGCUUGCCAUGUAGCACUGGUUGUCCUAAUGAAAUGUAUCAGAUUGCUGAAUGCAAUUUGACAUCAGAUAGGCAAUGUGGAUAUAACUGUUCGAGUUGCAGCUCUACUGAGUGCAUUUCCAACUGUUCUAAUGCGGGUAACAGCAAUAGUGAUAAGUUUUGGUCAGUGCAAUUGCCAAUCAUUAUUGCAGAGGCUUCUUUUGCUGUGUUCUUGGUGAGUGCUGUGGCAUUGACCGCAGUUCUUUACGUUCGAUACAAGUUAAGGAACUGUAGAUGUUCUCCUAAGUCCAAAAGAAGUAGUAGUGGUUCUUUCAGUAAGGAGAGUGGGAAGACUCAGCCAGACUUGGAUGAGCUGAAGAUUAGGAGGGCUCGGAAGUUUACUUAUCAGGAACUUGAGAGAGCCACUGAGGGGUUUAAGGAAGAAUCAGUGGUCGGAACGGGUAGUUUUUCAUGUGUGUUCAAAGGGGUACUGAAGGAUGGCACCAUAGUUGCAGUUAAAAGGGCUAUUGGUUCUCCUGACCUGAAGAAGAACUCAAAGGAGUUUCAAACAGAACUAGAUUUACUUUCAAGGUUAAAUCAUGCCCACUUGCUCAAUUUGCUUGGUUAUUGUGAAGAAGGCGGAGAGAUGCUUCUGGUUUAUGAGUUCAUGGCUAAUGGUUCCUUGCAUCAACACCUCCAUGGGAAGAACAAGGAACUGAAAGAGCAAUUAGAUUGGGUCAAGAGGGUCACCAUUGCAGUCCAAGCGGCUCGUGGGAUUGAAUAUCUUCACGGUUAUGCUUGUCCCCCAGUAAUUCACCGGGACAUAAAGUCUUCAAACAUUCUCAUAGACGAAGAACACAAUGCCCGUGUUGCUGAUUUUGGCCUUUCCUUGCUUGGACCUGUCAAUAGUAGCUCCCCGUUGGCCGAAUUGCCUGCUGGCACACUUGGAUAUCUUGACCCGGAAUACUAUAGGCUUCAUUACCUCACAACCAAAUCUGAUGUUUACAGUUUUGGCGUUUUACUAUUGGAAAUCCUCAGUGGUCGGAAAGCCAUUGACAUGCAGUGUGAAGAAGGAAAUAUAGUUGAAUGGGCUGUCCCUUUGAUAAAAGCUGGCGAUAUAGAAGCCAUUCUUGAUCCAGCUUUGAAGCAUCCAUCUGAUCUUGAAGCUCUUAAACGGAUUGCUAAUAUAGCUAGCAAAUGUGUGAGGAUGAGAGGAAAGGAGAGGCCGUCAAUGGACAAAGUGACUACAGCUUUGGAGCGAGCACUUGCUUUGUUAAUGGGCGGGCCAUGCAACAACCAACCGAUCUUGCCAACUGAGGUGGUCUUAGGAAGUAGUAGGUUGCAUAAGAAGUCUUCUCAAAGGUCUGGAAACCGAUCAACGUCUGAAACAGAUGGCGCAGACACAGAGGAUCAAAGAUUUGAGUUCAGAGCUCCUUCAUGGAUUACUUUUCCUAGUGUUGCCUCUUCCCAAAGGAGGAGAUCGUCUGUCUCUGAAUCGGAUCUUGAUGGGAAGAACCUAGAAACAAGAAAUGUCGGAAAUGGCACCGGUGUUGGAGAUGGAUUGAGAAGCCUAGCCGAAGAGAUAGGGCCGGCUUCUCCUCGAGAACACUUGUACUUGCAGCACAACUUCUAACAGCCUUCGGAGCAAUGUA